This is a messenger RNA of Penicillium paradoxum, 879 nucleotides long. RefSeq lists its product as uncharacterized. The transcript is spliced from 2 exons. Lineage: Eukaryota; Fungi; Ascomycota; Eurotiomycetes; Eurotiales; Aspergillaceae. The record is from RefSeq and is a predicted model, not a curated record. Bases 1 to 879 code for a protein of 292 amino acids.
AUGGAUUGCCCUGAUACUAUAGCCAGCUACGAAAGCGACACACCAAGUGAAGAACGGCCACCAAGCCAGCCGGAAAAUAUCAAAAUUCACUCCAAGUUCCAAAUAGCCCGACCACCUCCAAAAGCACCUCAACGACUCCGAAUCAGCCCUAAACUACUCCUCCAAGUCCAGCAGCUACCCUCGAACCACCGCCCAGUCCCCGUACUAGAAGUAUGGCAACCGCCACUGUGCAGAUCAAAGUUAACUAAGGGCUUCCCUCAACGUCCAAAGCUCGGCCCAAAAGAUAUCUAUGCAACACUCAAUGAGCCAUAUAUCCCCAGCUCUGUCCCACAGGGACAAGCUCCCUCUCAGCCCCAAAGUACACAACUAAAAGGCGACUCAAACAACCAAGAAAAGGACAUCAUCGCUGCAAUCUGUCAGCCAAGUACCAACAACCCCACAUCAGCAAUCCACUUCCGCAAUGCACGAUGCACCUGGCAGGCCAGUACAGUCCCGGCGGGCGACAAAAACAUAUACAAAUUUGUUAUCAAAAGCAAAGAAAAUACCGGCUCUGAACAGUCCCGGAUGAUCAUGCAGUGGGAGAAACGGACUGUUUCUAGAAGAGAAAGUGCUGCCGGGUCUCACACCGAACAUUUUGUUCUGGUGGCUAUUGAUCGUAAAGCCCGUCGGAAGAGUCGUGUUGCGACUAUGAAUCCGGGCGGCUUUGAUAUUACGGUGAGGAAGAGUUCCGUCUUGGACCACUUGAGGACUUGUAUGGCGUUGACGGAGCCGGUUUCUGGUGGGAGUUCGGAUUCCAAUGCGGAUUUGGAAAUUUGGUUAUAUACCCUUGUUUUGACGUUGGGGGUUUCGGUGGCUUCUCAGGAGGGGUGGUUGGGUUGA